GAAAAAUGUAAUUUUGAGAUCAGCCAGUUCGUUCCCAAUGAAAAGGCUGCAGAUUUUGAUUCAUAUCCAAUGCCAGAUAGCGAAACAGAGGUAGAAAGGUUGAGGAGUUUGCACUUUUCGAUCAAUCAUAUUUGGCAGAAACCUUUUUGUUCACCUGUGGAUGAAGUUUUGAAAGACGGUGGAGCUCAUGUUUUGGAUGUUGGCUGCGGUUGUAACGGAGACUGGAUUUUUGAACUCGCCGAAAAAUAUCCAUCCUCAAAAUUCACCGGGUUUGAUAUAUCGUCCUACCUUCCAACGUCUUAUCCACACCAGAAUGUGAAAUUCUUCAAACAUUCCAUCGUGGAUGGGAUCCCCUACCCUGACAAUACAUUCGAUUUUAUCCAUUUGAGAGGCGUAGAUCUGUACUGCACUGUCGAUGAAUUUCAUAAUAAAAUAAUGAAAGAAUUCUUGAGGGCAUUAAAGCCUGGUGGAUGGUUGGAGAUUGUGGAAACUGAGGCGCUAAAUUUUGAUGAGAAAUCUGGCAAGGUGACUCAGAAGCUUAUGUCUAUCAGAUGGAUUGAGACGCUCGGAAAAGUCAGGAAUUCUGUAAAAUCUCAAAUUCCACAGUACCUUGAAGCCCAUGAUUCCGAAAAACUUUUUUCUGAAUACUAUUUCGCCAGAAAACUUUAUCCUUUGAGUAAACGUGGGGGUAAAGCUGGUCAGCUGCUACUGUUCAGUUUAAUGGCGGCUUACAAGCAGCUAAGGUUUCCGGUGAUUAAAUUUUAUCCGGAAAUUGCAAAUGAAUAUGAUUCUCUGGUGGAUGAAUAUCAAGAAGAAGUUGAAAAUUUUGAUUAUCAUGUUAGUCAGAUAAGAUUUUUUGGGCGGAAAAAUUUUGAUUAG
Acaulospora colombiana is the source of this 879-nucleotide messenger RNA. Lineage: Eukaryota; Fungi; Glomeromycota; Glomeromycetes; Diversisporales; Acaulosporaceae. The record is from the annotation of a GenBank genome assembly.